This is a messenger RNA of Phlebotomus papatasi, 2203 nucleotides long. RefSeq names its product adipokinetic hormone/corazonin-related peptide receptor variant I-like. Gene Ontology annotation, biological process: G protein-coupled receptor signaling pathway. The coding region runs from base 445 to 1932 and encodes 495 amino acids. The record is from RefSeq and is a predicted model, not a curated record. The transcript is spliced from 7 exons. Lineage: Eukaryota; Metazoa; Arthropoda; Insecta; Diptera; Psychodidae. Gene Ontology annotation, cellular component: membrane. Gene Ontology annotation, molecular function: G protein-coupled receptor activity.
AAAGCUUUCAAGGAGAACAGGCACGCCAUAAAUGUUCCAGUUGUCGUUCCUAUUUAACAUUAAACGGUAAUAUCUGCAGAAGAAAAUCCAAUUACUUCGUACAUCAUCUCAAAAAAAAAAUCUAAAGGUAUUAUACAUAAAAGGAAAUUUUUGCGUGGUUAGACUUUAUUGAGUGUGGACUUUUAUUCGAGAGUAACAGCAUCAAUUGAAAAGCUACAGAGUGUGAAAAAACGAGCUUAAUUUGUGGCCUCCGGUGAAAUGGAACACAGUGAAAUUUAAUAUGAAUUUUGUACAAAUAGGAUUAAUAAAAGGUACUUGUUAUUUGUUUGGUAGCAUAUGUGGAAUCUUGUAAAAGAAUUCCACAAACAGAAACCCAAGGAGAGUUGAAUGACAAGGUACGCUGCAGCAGUGAUUUAAUAGUAAUAUGUUGUUUUCGUCCCAGUAAUGCAAGAAGGAUACACUAUGGCAAUUGGACGUGAAAGUGAAAGUGAUGUAAUCUUAACCAACAAUAGUUCCUUCAGUGAACACUUACACAAUGCGAAUAAUUCUCGAUGGCAAAAUCACAGUCAAGUGGAGUUAAUUGUACCACCAGGUCAUACUGAAUCAACGAUUCCCGUCAUUUCCGUAUACUGUGUGAUGCUGGUGAUUGCGCUGACAGGAAAUCUUUCUGUUGUCAUCACCCUCUUCAGGACCCGCAGGCAUCGUCGUUCACGUGUCAGCCUCAUGAUCUUUCACUUAGCUCUUGCCGACUUAAUGGUUGCGUGUAUUAUGAUUCCUCUCGAGAUUGGAUGGCGAAUUACAGUGGAGUGGUACGCUGGAAAUGUUGCAUGCAAAGUGUUUCUCUUCAUGAGGGCAUUCUGCCUGUACCUCAGUUCCAAUGUCCUCGUGUGCGUUUCCCUGGAUCGGUGUUUCGCUGUUGUAUAUCCUCUGCGAGUGACUGAUGCCCGUAAGCGGGGAAAGUGCAUGCUGUUGACAGCUUGGAUUUUAGCGGCGCUUUACUCCAUCCCUCAGAGUAUUAUCUUCCAUGUGCAGCAGCAUCCAGAUUUUCCAGGUUUCUGGCAAUGUGUCACAUUUGGAUUUUUUGCCACACCACGCAUGGAGGCCGCUUACAAUCUUUUUUGCCUUACUGCCAUGUACUUCGGUCCAUUGGCAGCUAUUAGUAUCGCCUACACAGCAAUUGUAUGUGAAAUCUCAAAUCGCUCAGACAGAUCACGAACAAAGGAUGAGGGUGGUGACAGAACAGCUUCUGGAGCUUUGAGACUUCGCUGCAAUGCCAUGACACACAUCGAGAGAGCCCGGCAAAGAACUUUUAGACUUACCAUCACCAUUGUUCUCGUGUUUAUAUGGUGUUGGACACCAUACGCUGUCAUGACACUCUGGUACACCAUUGACAAGGAGAGUGCUGUAAAGGUAGACAUGCACAUCCAAGAUGGUUUAUUCUUAAUGGCAGUCUCGAAUUCUUGUGUGAAUCCACUUGUUUAUGGAUCAUAUGCCAUUAAGAGUUGUAGAUAUCCAUGGACUACACAUCGAUCAAAUAAUAUUCACUUGCUGGGAACCAGCAGAGUUGGUCUCCACAGAAGGUCUACAGGAACUUACACAAGAACAUCUGCCGUUACAAGAUUUACAGUGGCACGAGGCAAUGGGGAGUUAAUAAAUGGAACGGUUCCAACCCAACCCCCUACAUACUUUGAGGGCAGACAAGAACAAUUGCGCUACCAUCACCAUAUCCACCAGACGAGGACCGUGUCUUCAGCACUUGGUAUCGAAGGGAGUUCCUGCAGUGAUAUUGAUGUAAUAGAUGAGUGUCUUCGACGUAAAAUUGCCUCCAAUAGGGCAUCCUUCCACUCUGAUCCGACGCCUCACAUGCGUAAUGACACCGUCGAGUCACUAAAUGAACUAACGCGGAGCUUAGAUACUGGCGGUUGGCGAUAAAAAAAGAGAACUUCCCAUAUCAAUCCAUGCCAAAAGGGAUGACUCAACGUACAAAUUCUGUGAUAGUAUCCACAUUGUCUCCAGAUGUCCCAAACAAACCAUGUGCUAAUGAAAAUUAACACCUCUUAAUAUCUCUGUGGUAUCCUCUGUACCCCAAAAAAUUAUUAUCCUUGCUUGUCGUAAGUUAAUUCAUCUCAACCUAACAAUGUCUUACCAUUGCAUGAACAUUCCUAUGGUGUUAUUUUAUAUCAUCUCGAGGUUAGAAAGAUAA